Branchiostoma belcheri (Belcher's lancelet) is the source of this 1698-nucleotide messenger RNA. RefSeq names its product WAG22 antigen-like. NCBI's taxonomy places the organism in Eukaryota, Metazoa, Chordata, Leptocardii, Amphioxiformes, Branchiostomatidae. The record is from RefSeq and is a predicted model, not a curated record.
AUGCCCCGGCAGAAGGCCCUCCCGCGAGGUAAGGCUUCCAUGCAAGGUGAGGACCCGGCGUACGUGACGCCGAACGACGCACGCGGAGAACCGGUUUACGUCAACCCGUCAGGUGAUCUGGCCGACGCCGAAAACGUCAUCUACGAACGCGCCGCAGGUGACCAGCCGAGGUACAUGACUUUGAAAGUUGAUGCUUCAGAAGGGAUGAAGACCGCUCGUGAAGGCGGAGAAGGUUCUGAGCAGCCUCCGGUUGAAGCAGAUGUUCUUGCCGCAGGGGAUUCUGGGAUUCUCAAACGCCUGUACCAACGCAUGACGGCCCUGGAGAAAGGCUUCCGGAAACUGUCGAUCACCCUGGGUCUGAUGUACCUGGUCAACCUGGCCCUGGUCAUCUACAUCACAGUGAUACCGUCCUCUAUCCGAACAGGUUACCAGCCCAGCAGCCAGCCCCCCCGACAGCCGAGCCGGGCAGAGGAAAACCUCACCGUCCCGAAGGAGGUUCCGCCGUUUCUUCGGCUCCCCGCAGGAGAGUUGGGCGUGACAGGGGACACCUGGCAGAAACCCGGGGACGGGAAGACCGGGGAGCAACCCGGUAAGACCUGGGGCCAACCCGGGGGCGUGUCCGGGAAGACCUGGCAGCAACCCGGGGGCGGGACCGGGGAGACCUGGCAGCAACCCGGGGAGACCUGGGGGCGACCCGGGACCAGGGAGACCGGGGAGGCCGCUCGGCCUCGGCCGGACCAGCCCGGUAGCGACGCUUCCAGCGACCCGCCAACUACCCUGAACAGCCUAAAGGACGCUGGCUUCGUGACUGCCACGUUCACCACCCUCGGUGCGACCGGCCGUGCAGGCCCGACCAGCCUGGGUGCCCACUACCGCGGACAGGACCACGAGAAGCUGGUGACCUUACAGGACGGGAUCCAGCUCUUCACCGUGCCUGAGACGGGAGACUACAGGAUUGAAGUGGCAGGUGCUGCGGGAGGAGUGGACAGUCAGACGGUGAACGCCUCCGCUCGCGGCCACGGCGCCUGGAUGGGCGGAACCUUCCACCUUACCAAAGGGGAGGUGCUGAAGGUUCUAGUCGGGCAGGAGGGCGCGGAGACAGCUGCCGGGUUCUCUGCAGGAGGAGGCGGCGGGACGUUCGUGGCGAGGUUUAACAACUUCCCCCUCAUCAUCGCGGGAGGGGGAGGGGGCAUUGCCUGGCUGGACCGGCGAUACGUGUCGUGCGACGGGACGACGCUGACGUCAGGGCAGACCAGCUACAGGGGCGCGAUGCUGAGAGCGGGAAACUCGAAUGAUGAGUACUUCGCGGGGGGUACCGACGGGCACGGAGCGACGGAAGGGACGGGGAAGCUAGGUGGGGGCGGAGGCGGGUUUUACACUAACGGCGGCAGCGGGUGGCAGUUUGUGCGAGGGUCCCGGACAAGCGGCGGGGAGGGGGGGUACGCGUUUGUGAACGGGGGGCAGGGAGGGAGUGGGCUGUAUUAUAAGGCAUCUGGGGGGUUCGAGCAGGGGGUGGGGCCCACGGAGGGGGGUUCUGGGUCGGGUGGAGGAGGGGGGUACUCCGGAGGGGGGAGGGGUCCAAUGGGACAUUGCGAGUGCGGAGGAGGGGGAGGGUCCUUCAAUGCCGGCACAGACGCAAGUGGCCAGAAUGGAACCAACGCGGGGCCUGGUUACGUUAUUGUCAAACUGCUGAAGUAA